AUGUCGUGGCAAACUUACGUUGACGAGCACUUGAUGUGCGACAUCGAAGGCAAUCAUCUCACCUCCACUGCCAUCAUCGGCCAAGACGGCAGUGUCUGGGCCCAGAGCUCCACCUUUCCUCAGUUCAAGCCAGAAGAAAUAACUGCCAUUAUGAACGACUUUAAUGAGCCCGGUUCACUUGCUCCAACUGGCUUGUACCUCGGUGGCACAAAAUACAUGGUUAUUCAAGGCGAGGCAGGUGCUGUCAUUCGAGGAAAGAAGGGACCUGGUGGUGUAACUGUUAAAAAGACCAAUCAGGCCUUGAUCAUUGGUGUCUAUGAUGAGCCAAUGACUCCAGGCCAGUGCAACAUGAUUGUUGAAAGGCUUGGUGAUUAUCUUGUUGAUCAGGGUCUUUAA
Messenger RNA from Ilex paraguariensis (yerba mate), 396 nucleotides. The record is from the annotation of a GenBank genome assembly. NCBI's taxonomy places the organism in Eukaryota, Viridiplantae, Streptophyta, Magnoliopsida, Aquifoliales, Aquifoliaceae.